Molecule: messenger RNA, 1198 nt
Organism: Drosophila hydei
Lineage: Eukaryota; Metazoa; Arthropoda; Insecta; Diptera; Drosophilidae
Exons: 1
Coding region: 100-1110 (336 amino acids)
Source: RefSeq, a predicted model, not a curated record
CAUCAAUUAGUAACUUUUACACAAAAUUCAUACAAAUAUAUACAAAUAUAUUAAUAUACAUUACAUACAUUAAGUACCUUUCACUAAGCAACUGUAAAGAUGAAGAACGAAGAGCGUCGCAAUAGCUAUGAUGUGGUCUCCAUACCGUCGUAUGAAUCUGUGCCGACGCAGUCGGAGUCUUCGGAGCAAUCGCACAAUGAGGAUGUAGUUUCAAGUGCUAUGGUUCACAAUUUAAGUUGUGAUAUAGUUAAAUAUAAAGAUGAAUCGAAAUGGGUCGAACAGAGAAUGAAUGCACCAACACCACCUGUUUCGAUAGCCGGAGACCUGUCGAGCUUUGGCAGUCUGACAGUCUGUUCCCAUGAAACCUUCAUUUAUGAUACAAGCGUUCUGAGGAUUGAGGAAAUAUUCAAUGCACAACUCAUGGUUGUCUAUGAGCAGGGCGACAUCCACAGUGCUCUCCACUUUCUACUCGAGUCGCUUCACAAUCCGUUCACACCCCGAGCGGUGACCACAGUAUUCGUUGAGAAGUGCAUUCGAGCUGAGUUUUUGGCGCGCAUACACGAUCAAAUGAAGCCACUCAGUUUGAAAAUAUCAUCGCAUCUCAAUUAUCGGAAGACAUUGAAGGUGAUCAACAGUAUGAAGCUGGAGGUUCUUAUGAUCCCAAACGACAAAAUGCUGUCAGUACAUUCCUCGCCCAUUGUGGUCUGCGAUUGCGACAGCAGUGUGUUGGGUAGCCCGCCCACUGGUGUCAUCUGCUUGCGCACAUUCUCUGACGCUCAUGAGAUCAUUGAAUUUUGCAAAAAGGACAAUUUGCUUUUCGAGAGCGUCACCAUUUGGAACGAGUGUGUGGAGGGUCUCUAUCAGCUGGUCGUCUCCCUAGACUGCAGUAUCUUCUUCUUCAACAGCUGCAAUGUGAAUUUGGUACCGAUCUAUUCACAUCUGAUCAGCGGCAAGGUCCAUGUCUGCAUUACUGAUGGUUUUCACUAUGAAACGCUGCAGGUUUUAGAGAAAAUUAAAGUCGUAAUAUUUCCAAUUACUUCACAUAUCUGGACGAAAAGUGAGGAGCCCACUAAAGCUGGGCCAGCUCCCAUUUCAUUUCUAAACAGCUGAUCUGCCCGAUCCUAAAGUCUCUUCCUCGUCAGCAGCUGCUUUCGGGAGUUUCCGAUAAAAAAUAAAGUCGUUCAAUUGUCACCAAAAA